AUGAGAGAAGAUCCAACGACAACCGUAGACUUGGUCAAGCUGUCGGACAAAGCGCGACAACCGGGUGCCAAGUAUGGGCACAAGCUGUUGUUGUGGGAGGACGAGGCACAACACCUGACGGGAAGAGUGGAGAAGCUGUGCGGGAGAGAGACAGUGGAUAAGCUGUGCGGGAGAGAGACAGUGGAGAAGCUGUGUGGGAGAGAGACAGCAGAUACAGCGUGCAGCUUGCAGAACUCCUGA
Molecule: messenger RNA, 240 nt
Organism: Peronospora matthiolae
Lineage: Eukaryota; Oomycota; Peronosporomycetes; Peronosporales; Peronosporaceae
Source: the annotation of a GenBank genome assembly